AUGAAGUUUUCCAAUUUUUCUUUCCCCAUAUUCCUGGCCUCAACUUUAGCGACCACUACCUCAGGCUUUCAGUGGAAUCCAUGCGGCUUAGAUAGUGACAUCUUCCAACCUUUGGGGGUGGCUAUCUCACCAGAUCCACCAAAGAGUGGUGAGCCUGCAAACAUCACCAUCAAAGGCAUCCUAAGCGAACCCAUUGAGGAUGGUAGCUCAGUGCAGAUUACAGUCAAACUAGGCUUAAUCAAAAUCUACAAUAAAAAUAUUGAUAUUUGCGGUGACUUUCUCGAUGGCACCGGUAUUAGUUGUCCGAUACCACCUGGGGAUUUGAGCAUCACGAAGACCUACAAUCUGGAAUUUCCACCGGCGAAAUUGACAACCCAUGUUGAAGCGUACAAUGCUGACGACGCGGAUAUUUCGUGCUUGGAUCUCAAGCUUGAGAAAGCAGGGCGCUUUGAUUUGAGAAGUAACGAAGAAAGCUGA
This is a messenger RNA of Penicillium pulvis, 477 nucleotides long. RefSeq lists its product as uncharacterized. The record is from RefSeq and is a predicted model, not a curated record. Gene Ontology annotation, molecular function: sterol binding. Bases 1 to 477 code for a protein of 158 amino acids. The transcript is spliced from 3 exons. NCBI's taxonomy places the organism in Eukaryota, Fungi, Ascomycota, Eurotiomycetes, Eurotiales, Aspergillaceae. Gene Ontology annotation, biological process: sterol transport.